Podospora pseudopauciseta is the source of this 1020-nucleotide messenger RNA. RefSeq lists its product as uncharacterized. Bases 1 to 1020 code for a protein of 339 amino acids. Lineage: Eukaryota; Fungi; Ascomycota; Sordariomycetes; Sordariales; Podosporaceae. The transcript has 3 exons. The record is from RefSeq and is a predicted model, not a curated record.
AUGCCUCUCAACACGGCGCCAAUACUAGCAACGACAGUGUACACCGGUAACUGGAAACGUGAAUGGGAAUACGAAGAUCUGCAGCAGGAACUUAAAGAGGUCACGAAACGGAAUCUCGACAUUCACCACUACAAGAACAAGCCACUUUCAAAUUCACAGGACUUCCUCAGCGAGGCUGGCACUGCCCUAUCGCAGCUGGCAUGGGACGACACCGAGCACCCAUCCAAGUCCGAGCCCUAUCACGCUGAAUUCCUGUCUCAUCUAGCCCCCCAACAGCUGUCAACAGCUUCGGGGAGCUCGGGGUAUACAUGUCCCAGGCAAAAUCUGAAAUAUGGCAUCACUAUCGUGCCGGCCGGUGAUGAAUCGCUCCUGUUCAUGGGCUAUGGAGACCACGCAGAUAUGCCCUCCGAAUUCAGGGCGGAAAUACACGCCAAAAGCAAAGUGGUGCGGAAGCAGGUGUUUGACGAAGAAAUGAAGAUGUGUGGGAGCUAUGUACCUCGUGUGGGCCGGGGCAUUGAGGAUUUUAGGCUGCCCCCUAUGGAUGUGCUGGAGAAGUUGUUUUACGCCGAAAGAGUUCGACAAAGGAGGGCUAGAUAUCGAGAACUUCAUGGCACGAGACGCUCAAGCGACAUUGGAUCGCAGCCAUCAGGUGACGCUUGUGCUGAGCACUUUCUGGAUGAGUAUUCUCUCACGCUGUACAUCCAUGCGGACGAAACCCCAUCACCGCCGAGCGCAGAAAUUGCUGAUGGCUUGCGACGGUUGUUUACGCUGCAGCCACAACAAGAGGAAUCAGGAGAUACACAGGGGCAGGAGCUGUACCAUCCCGAUAAGCUGUCAGAACUUGCGCAAUUUCUUUGGCAACUGGCCGACGGCAACGUACGGGUAAAUCCUGGACUUGACGACGCAAUAUGGACCAAGUUGAGAGAACUGCUGCCCUCCAAUUCUUCGGAAGCAGAGGAGGACAGGCCUGCAGAUGACAAAAAAAUAAAGUCAUUUGAUGGCCACAGACUUGACAGCUGA